AUGGAUGCUGGAAACUUGUUGAAGCCAAUGCUUGGAAGGGGGGAACUUCGAUGUAUAGGAGCAACUACAUUGAAUAAGUAUAGAAAAUACAUUGAGAAGGAUCCUGCACUUGAGCGUAGAUUUCAACAAGUAUUUUGCUGUCAACCAUUUGUUGAAGAUACAAUAUCCAUUCUCCGAGGGUUGCGCGAGCGUUAUGAAUUGCACCAUGGAGUCAAAAUAUCAGACAGUGCACUUGUUUCAGCCGCAGUCCUUGCAGAUCGAUACAUCACGGAACGCUUCCUACCAGACAAAACUAUUGAUCUUGUCGAUGAAGCUGCUGCAAAACUGAAGAUGGAGAUCACCUCUAAGCCUACAGAAUUGGAUGAGAUAGAUAGAGCGGUCUUGAAACUGGAGAUGGAAAAACUCAAUGACCUUGAUAUUACUGAGAUUGUAAGCCAAUGGACUGGUAUACCACUAUCAAACCUCCAACAAACAGAGAGAGAAAAGUUAGUUUUGCUGGAACAGGUUCUUCAUAAGAGGGUGAUUGGUCAGGAUAUUGCUGUAAAAUUCGUGGCUGAUGUUAUUCGCCGUUCAAGGGCUAGAUUGUCUGACCCAAACAGGCCAAUUGCAAGUUUUAUGUUCAUGGUUCCAACCGGUGUUGGCAAAACUGGGCUUGGAAAGGCUUUGGCCAAUUACUUGUUUAACACAGAAAAUGCUCUUGUUAGAAUCGAUAUGAGUGAGUACAUGGAGAAACACGCUGUUUCACGUUUAGUUGGGGCUCCACCUGGUUAA
Messenger RNA from Lathyrus sativus (Indian pea), 771 nucleotides. Lineage: Eukaryota; Viridiplantae; Streptophyta; Magnoliopsida; Fabales; Fabaceae. The record is from the annotation of a GenBank genome assembly.